AUGAUUGUUACCAAAAAGAGCCGCCGUAAUUAUCGGGAUAACAAUCGGAAUUGGAAGGAGGAGAAUGACGUUGGAAAAUCUUCUCAAGGCAAUGGAGGAAAGUUGGGCAAGAACGGAUCAAAAGGAAAGGAAAGUGUGGGACGCUCACCUUCUCCUCAAAUCUUGGUAGGCCAACAGACAUCUACUCCUGAUGCUAAAUUUGUGGCAGCAGAGAAGAGGAAGGAGGAAAUAAAGAAAGGUAAGGAAAAGCUAGGCUCACCCCCAUCUUCUUCGGGCAAAGGCCUUUUGGGCCCAGGUCUUGCUCCAACCUUGGCAACCGGGCUCAAGCCCAAUAAUGGGCUAUUGAAAGCCUCUUCCUCCUCUGCUCCUUUCGAGUUGCCCAGAGAAAGGCAAUCUGAGCCUCCAAAGACUGAGCGUUCAGCCCACAUAGCCAUCCCUCAAGCUCUUUCCUCUCUUCCUGUGCAAACUACAAUUGGGCCCAAUGGUACGAACAUUCAGCUCGUCACCAUCCAGCAACCCUCCUUCAAGCCAAAAUCACAAAUAGCCACCUCCCCGACGCCGACAACCCAGGGAAAACAAAAAGGCAGUAAGAGUUCCAAAUCCCGCUCCCGCAAAUUAUCUCCGAUCAAGAACAAUCAUCUUAAGCCGCUUCAAAUUUGGUCCCCAAUGAAAGAAAAGAAAAGCAAAGCUAAAUCUCGAUUAGCAACUCUUACCCUUCAAGACAUUCACGCCUGGACUAAGGGGGGAAAGGAAGUUCCGACCGCCGAAAGCAUGGAGGAACAGACAUCAGCCGAUGAUUGCGCAAAGUCUCAAUCUCUAGAGGCCAAGUCAGCAAUCAUCCUCGUCUAA
Messenger RNA from Linum trigynum, 849 nucleotides. The record is from the annotation of a GenBank genome assembly. NCBI's taxonomy places the organism in Eukaryota, Viridiplantae, Streptophyta, Magnoliopsida, Malpighiales, Linaceae.